AUGAGUACCAAUAAUUUAAACAUAGAAAGUUUGGGGGAAGAUAUCUUAGUUAAUAAUGUAAGUAAAUAUUUAACAAGUGAGGAGAUACUCGAAUUUUUCAUUUUGGAUAAACACUUGUACAACAUCUUCACCAAUUCAUUUUCAAUCUAUAAGAUCCUUUACAAUAAAAAAUAUUCAAAUAAUUUAUAUGAUUAUACCUUAGAUUCAAGUCAAAACUUAAAUUGGAAGGAAUUAUUCUAUCUAAGAAGUAAUAAAUCACAGGAAAUUUUUACUUGGGGUGAAAGUAAUGGAGGUAGAUUAGGUUAUUUAUCAAGUAGGAUUGAUCAAUCUCAUGUUCUGAAAAAAAUAGGUGGUUGGUCAGUUCAUACACCAACUAAUAUAAGUGAUUUUAAUAAUAAUUUAAUAGUUGGUAUAGAAGCAAAUGGGUAUAGUUUUAUUAUAUUAUUAAAUAAUGGAGAAUUAUGGUUUACUGGUAUGGAUUGGAAACGUCCUCAAUUUGGUUUAUCAACUCCUGGUCCAAUAAAUGAAAAAGAUUAUAGACCUAAUCCAGGUACAAUGGCUUUAGCUAGUAUGAAUCAAGAAGCUCAAAAUAGAGAUGAUAAUAUUGGAGGAAGAAGAAGUAUUAGACCUACUCCCCCACCUGGAAGAUUUGGAGUAUUACCAAUUCCUUUAAUGGCUGGAAGAUAUACUGAAAGUAGUAGUGAUGAUAGUGAUAGUAAUGAAAAUGGAAUAACUCCACCACCUCCAACUACUACAACCUCAUCUGAUUCAGCUCAAUCACGAAGAAGACUUCAAUCACCACCUAAAUCGACAACAAAUCGUCAACAAUCUAAAAUUCAAGAAACAAACUUUUUAUCUAGAUUAUACUUACCACCUGGUGAUCAAUAUGCUAAUAGAAAGAUAGUAUCAAUAAGUACCGGUCGUGAACAUAUUAUAGCAUUAGAUGAUAAAAAUAACAUCUAUACAUGGGACACAGGUUGUAAUUCAAACAUUGGGAUUCAUAUAAAUUUUGAAAAUAUCCCAAAAUCAGCAAUUGUUUCUAAAAUUGUUGGUGGUUGGAAUUUAUCAGCAUGUUCGAUUGAUGAUGUGGGAUUGGUUGUUUGGUAUACAAGAGCAAAUUUAACAAAAGAACAGUUUGAUAGACAAGAUUAUAAAAGUAAAGCUAAAUAUGUUAUAUUACCAAAUACAAAUAACAAUGUAAUUGAUUUUGCUGUAGGUGCUGAUUAUGUGUUAUAUAUCAAAAAGCUGGAUAAUAAAUUAUACCAAUUUAGAAUUAAUGCUCAAGAGUUUGCAACUAGAGAUGAUCCAGUUGAUGAUGAAGAACUUAAAAGAAUGACUAAACCAAUGGACAUUUUUAAUGAUUGGAAAACAUCUCAAACAAUCGCAAAUAUAGCAUUCACGAAGUUAAAAAGUUGUUUUACAAAUUUUAUAGUAUUUACAAAUCAUGAUCAAAUUUUAACUGGAUCAAAUGAUCAUUUAUUGUAUUCAGAGUCUGAAAAUGACUCAACAGAUCCUCCUCAACCUAUAAUUAUUCCAGAAUUACAAAAUAAAAACAUUAAAUCAAUAGAAAUUGGAGAUUAUCAUUAUUUAGCAUUAACAAAUGAAGGUUCACUUUUAAGUUGGGGACAAGAAUCAAGAAGUUGUGGUUGUUUAGGUAUUGGACCUAGAGAAUUAGCAAUAUCUGAAAAUCCAAAUCAAGUAAUUGAAUUAGGGAAUAAUAUAGAAGUUAAAACUCCAAUGAAUGUAAAAUCACCUUAUGGAAAUAGAAAAGGAAAAUGGGUUGCAAUUGCUGCUAGUGGUUGGCAUUCAGGUGGAAUUUACGUACCUGAUGAAUAG
This is a messenger RNA of Lodderomyces pseudojiufengensis, 1836 nucleotides long. Its product is annotated as SCF ubiquitin ligase complex subunit. Gene Ontology annotation, cellular component: cytoplasm. Bases 1 to 1836 code for a protein of 611 amino acids. The transcript has a single exon. Lineage: Eukaryota; Fungi; Ascomycota; Pichiomycetes; Serinales; Debaryomycetaceae. The record is from RefSeq and is a predicted model, not a curated record. Gene Ontology annotation, molecular function: guanyl-nucleotide exchange factor activity.